UCUGCUGGCUGCGGCUGGCGUGAGGACGGCGGGCAGCCGCGGCCGAGGAAAGAAGAGAGACGUGGCAGCAGGCCGGGAAUCGGAGAUAGUGUCCUCGGUUCGGUAAAGUUUCUGUUCUCUGGAUUGGAGAGACGGUAAUGAAGAACACCCCCUAAACUCAGAUUGGUGCGGAUUUCUAUGGGGAAGGCCUUUACUGGUCCACAUCUUCCAGACUUUGGUUCUGGACCUUGAGAAAAGAGCCUGUGGAACUAGAGAUAGCCAUGCUUUUUAGGGUAAACGUGUGUAGGUAUUGGGGAGAAGGGAGGGAGCAAUGAAAGAGAAAUGGAGGUGGGUUGAAGCUUCUAUUUCAGUUCUUGCUGUUCAUCUAAUGGUCAGUUUGUGAGUUACCUUAUUUACAGGUUUUGUUUACAGGUUUUAAAGCUUGCUUCAGUCUAAAGUAUUGUUAACUUGAUAGAAUGAAUUUUUUAAUGCAGCUUGUGACCUUGUAAAGUUUUUAUCUCCAAAGAACUUUGGUUCAGCCAUUUAUAUUUUUUAAUUGUAUUACUUGUAGUCAGAAUUCAAAGGGUUCAGCUAGCAGUUACUGUUAAUGACCAGUAUGUGGAGUCUGAUUUAGCUUUCCAGAAUUGACUUUUGAGUUGUAUUGGCAAACCACUGUCCUAAAUGAUGAAUGUUGAAUGAUGCACUAUGUUUUUGUUUAAAUGAAAUUUCCUGAAAAUAAUUAAUUUUCGGAUUUAAGGAAAAAUCAAUAUUGCUGUCAGGAGGAUUAUAAAAAUAAUGUAUUUUAAGAACUGAAGGCAUUUCAAGCAGAUAAGAGUUGUUGGUAAAGCAGAACACUUGAACCUGAGAUUUGGAAGACCUGGCUUUUCUAGCUGCCUCUAACCAACUCUAUGACUGUGGGAAAGUGGGCUUCGGUUCUUCUUUCUAUAACAUGAGAGCACUGGACUGCUUAAAUUCAGAACUCAGAAAGUUAGAAGGGAUCUUAAAGCCCUCUAAGAAAGAGUUUAGGGAUGUUCUCCAUUGCUGCUAUUUUUCCUCCAAAAAUAACCUGCCCUGGAAGUCAUUGGUCCCAAGGGAAUUCGACUCUCCCUAGAAGUUGGAGAAAAGGUGAUGCAAGUAGACAGGAACAACUGUAUUUCUGCAUGAGUAGUAAAGCCACUAACAGAUUCUGGUCUGCAUUUUGGAGCCACAAAGAGAAUGAGUAUAUGCACUCUAAGUGUCCCAGUUUCCUCACUCUCUCCUGGUAGAAAAUGCAGAUCUUUUAGUGGUGCUGGGGUUCUGGGCUGUGUUUCCAUUAAUUCUAAUACAGAUGAAGAAGAUGAGGUAGAGGAAAAGAUGGUGGCAGGAGUGGAUAAAGAGGCAAAAUUGCCUGCUAAAAAGAAAAGAAAGAAGGGUUCUCGAAUUAAAGGAAAAAGGCGCCGGAAAAAAUUGAUCCUUGCCAAAAAAUUUAAUAAGGAUUUGGGAUCUGGGAAGCCUGGUGCCGAUACCCCUACUUUGACAGCUUCCAGUGCUCCUGAGCCAGAUGAAGAGAGUCUUUUUGAGAGCAAUAUCGAAAAGCAGAUCUACCUUCCUAGUACCAGAGCCAAGACCUCCAUUGUGUGGCAUUUCUUUCAUGUGGACCCCCAGUACACCUGGCGGGCUAUUUGUAACCUCUGUGAAAAAAGUGUCAGCAGGGGUAAGCCUGGCAGCCAUCUUGGUACGUCUACUCUUCAACGUCAUCUGCAGGCAAGGCAUUCACCUCACUGGACCAGGGCCAACAAAUUCGGAGUCACUAGUGGGGAAGAGGACUUUACAUUGGAUUUGUCUUUAUCUCCCUCUUCUCCUGGAAGCAAUGGAAGCUUUGAAUAUAUUCCUACUGAUUCAUUAGAUGAUAAUAGAAUGGGUAAGAAACGUGAUAAAUCCACAUCCGAUGCCCUAAGGGCAGAAAGAGGGAGAUUUCUCAUUAAAAGUAACAUUGUCAAACAUGCCUUAAUUCCUGGAACCAGAGCCAAGACAUCUGCAGUUUGGAAUUUUUUUUACACCGAUCCUCAGCAUAUCUCCAGAGCUGUGUGCAAUAUAUGUAAAAGAAGCGUGAGCCGGGGUAGGCCAGGUUCCCACUUAGGAACUUCAACACUUCAACGACACCUGCAGGCCACACAUCCCAUCCACUGGGCUGUUGCCAACAAAGACAAUGGCGCUAUUGGAAAUGGAUUAGAUGACACUGAGAGUGAGAGCAAUGAGCUCUUGAAUGACACUUUGCAUGGAGAAAAGUCUACCGGCAGCCAAGAUUUGACAGCUGAGGACCUCAGUGACUCUGAUUCAGACGAACCUCCUGUUUUAGAAGUUGAAAAUAGAUCUGAGAGUCCUAUUCCCAUUGUAGAGCAAGAUAAUCUGAUGCGUACAGAAGAAAGGGAGCCAGCAUGUGAAAAUUCAACCUCCAGUCAAAUAAGUCAGGCAAUUAUUCAAAUGAUUGUGGAGGAUAUGCAUCCUUACAACUACUUUUCAACUCCAGCUUUUCAGAGGUUCCUACAGAUUGUGGCUCCUGACUACAGGUUGCCAUCAGAGACUUAUUUUUUCACUAAGGCUGUGCCUCGGUUGUAUGACUGUGUCAGAGAAAAAAUUUUCUUAACCUUGGAGAAUGUUCAAAGUCAAAAGAUCCAUCUCACUGUUGACAUAUGGACCCAUGACCCAUCUACUGACUAUUUUAUUGUCACUGUACACUGGGUCUCUUUAGAAGCUUCAUCUCCCAGUAAUGGUGGGAUCCCUGAUUUUAGAAAGUGGGCAGUGCUCUGUGUCACAGGUUUGGCCAAAGACUGCCUGAUAACCAACAUUUUACAAGAAUUAAAUGACCAGAUUGGUCUGUGGCUUUCUCCUAAUUUUCUUAUUCCUAGCUUCAUUGUUUCUGACAAUUCUUCUAAUGUGGUACAUGCAAUCAAAGAUGGUGGUUUUACUCACGUGCCAUGUUUCCUGCAUUGUUUAAAUAUAGUCAUUCAGGAUUUUUUCUGUGAGCACAAAAGCAUUGAGAAUAUGUUAGUGGCUGCUAGGAAAACUUGUCACCAUUUUAGUCAUUCUGUCAAGGCCCGUCAGAUACUGCAAGAGUUUCAAAAUGAUCACCAGCUUCCGUGGAAGAAUUUGAAGCAGGAUGAAACUGGCCACUGGAUUUCCACGUUUUAUAUGUUAAAAUGGCUCUUGGAGCAUUGCUACUCAGUUCAUCACAGUCUUGGUAGGGCUAGUGGAGUUGUUCUCACUUCCCUUCAGUGGACUCUAAUGACAUAUGUUUGUGAUAUUCUUAAACCUUUUGAGGAAGCUGCCCAGAAAGUGAGUGUAAAGACCACAGGAUUGAAUCAGGUGUUACCCCUAAUCCACCAUCUACUCCAUGCUCUGCAGAAACUCAGAGAAGAUUUUCAAGUCAGAGGUAUUACUCAGGCCCUCAGUCUGGUGGACAGUUUAUCUUUGAAACUGGAGACAGAUACCCUACUAAGUGCCAUGCUCAAAUCCAAGCCCUGUAUCUUGGCUACUUUGUUAGACCCUUGUUUUAAAAACAGUUUUGAAGACUUUUUUCCUCAAGGUGUUGAUUUUGAAACAUACAAACAGAUUCUUGCAGAAGAGGUUUGCAGUUAUAUGGAAUCUUCACCAGAGGCAUGCCAAAUUGCAACUUCAGAAGCAUCUGGUCCAUUAGUUACAGUAGGAGCUGAUUCCUUUACCUCAUCCUUAAAAGAAGGCACCUCCAGUUCAGGUUCCAUGGAUAGCUCAGCUGCAGCCAGUGUUACCAUUGGAAGCAAAGGCUUCAUGUUCCCUUCUGCUAAAGCAGUAGUGGAUGAGUACUUCAAAGAGAAGUAUUCAGAACUCUCAGGAGGUGAUGACCCUUUGAUUUACUGGCAGAGGAAGGUGAGCAUAUGGCCAGCUUUGGCUCAAGUUGCCAUUCAAUAUCUAAGUUGCCCUAUGUGUAGUUGGCAGUCUGAAUGUAUGUUUACUACAAAUAGCCACUUUCAUCCAAAGCAGAUCGUGAGUAUGGACUUUGACAAUGUAGAACAGCUGAUAUUUCUGAAAAUGAACUUGAAAAAUGUUAGCUAUGAUUACUCUACAUUGGUUCUGAGCUGCUAUCCAGAGAAUAAGGUUGCUCAAAGCCAUGAAAAAGAAAUAGUACAUUAAUUUCUUUUUCCUUUCUCUAUUUAAAAUGGGCAACUUUUGCUAUAUUACUAUAUCCCUAUUACUAUAGUUCCAAUGUAUAGGUAUACUAAUUAUUUAAAAAUAAAGCUGGACAUGGUGACAUAUGUCUAUAGUCCCAGCUAUUUGGGAAGCAUAGGCAGGAGGAUUACUUGAGCCCAUGAAUUCGAGACCAGCCUGGGCAACAUAGCGAUAAAAGUAAAAUAAAAGACAAAAGCUUGGGGGAACCUGAAAAU
Perognathus longimembris pacificus (Pacific pocket mouse) is the source of this 4379-nucleotide messenger RNA. RefSeq names its product zinc finger BED-type containing 6 (gene Zbed6). The record is from RefSeq and is a predicted model, not a curated record. The coding region runs from base 1195 to 4128 and encodes 977 amino acids. Gene Ontology annotation, molecular function: DNA binding; protein dimerization activity. Lineage: Eukaryota; Metazoa; Chordata; Mammalia; Rodentia; Heteromyidae. The transcript has 2 exons. Gene Ontology annotation, cellular component: nucleus.